AUGGCUGAUCAAACAAGAAAAAGUAGAUUAUCUAUACUCGAAAGUAAAAGUGCUCUUAGAGACAAAGAGAAGUCUUUCAGCAAGAUGAGGAUAGGGCGGCAGUCUUAUGGCUUUGGGAAAGUGCCUGGUAUUACGGCGGCUGGCCCUAGGACUUCUCAGUUGGGCAUUGAAUUCAAGCGGCCCGCGUUGAUGUAUUUCCCAACGUACCAGAUAGAACCCACACGAAAAGUCAAAGAGUUCGAGGUCCAGAAGCUCAUUGACGAGAUGCUCGAUGAAAACUUUACGGAUCAUAAGUAUAAUGUUCAGGAAUCUCCAUCGCUAGCCCUACGCCUAUCAUGCGAGAUAAUGCGCGAGAUGAAAACCAUGGAAUACCCCCGCUACCGCUUCAUAGUGGUGGUGACCAUCUACCAGCGGCGUUCUCAGUGCUACAACAACGCCAUCACGUUCCUCUGGGACCACGAGAGAGACACCUAUAUCGACGUGCAGCGCGUCACCACCACCGCCGCCGUCCAGGUCACUGCCUUCGCUAUCUAUCUUGAUUAAAGCUAGCUUUUGGUGUAGAUUGAAGGUUAGGUUUGUCGAA
Molecule: messenger RNA, 583 nt
Organism: Leguminivora glycinivorella
Lineage: Eukaryota; Metazoa; Arthropoda; Insecta; Lepidoptera; Tortricidae
Product: dynein light chain Tctex-type protein 2B-like
Exons: 3
Coding region: 1-543 (180 amino acids)
Biological process (GO): microtubule-based movement
Cellular component (GO): cytoplasmic dynein complex; cytoplasm
Molecular function (GO): dynein intermediate chain binding
Source: RefSeq, a predicted model, not a curated record